Messenger RNA from Pongo pygmaeus (Bornean orangutan), 1051 nucleotides. RefSeq lists its product as uncharacterized. The record is from RefSeq and is a predicted model, not a curated record. The transcript is spliced from 2 exons. Lineage: Eukaryota; Metazoa; Chordata; Mammalia; Primates; Hominidae. The coding region runs from base 181 to 897 and encodes 238 amino acids.
AAGGAGUCAGAAGGAACACCAGUCCAGUUGCUAAGCUUGAGAGCUGUGCACUGUUGAGUUUAUCGCGAUGAGAACAGUGAGUGUCUUUCAUCUGGCUGCACUUGCUGGAGGCACUGCCUGCUCUGGCCUCCUCGCUCCGGAACAUUCCCUGCUGAACAAUGACACCAGGGAAGGCCAAGGAUGGGCACACAAGGCUCAGUCCUUCACCUGAUGGUGGCUUGGUCAUGUUUAUCUUUCCCUUUUCUCAAAGACCUGUGUGGGGCCAGAGAGAGCUGGGGUUUCCAGUGGCCUGAAGUGUGGCGGAAAGCAGAGGCUUCCACUGGGAAAAAGGGAAUUCUUCCAAAGAGAAGGAUGAAGCCAGCAGCAGGGGUCCCGGCAGGACUGACCCCCAUGGAGCUGAUGAGGCCCAUUGUUGGGAAGCACGCACAUUCUCCUCGAAAACAGACACAGGUCAACCCGUGUUACGGGGUCGGCGAGGCAGGACUGACCCCCAUGGAGCUGAUGAGGCCCAUUGUUGGGAAGCACACACAUUCUCCUCGAAAACAGACACAGGUCAACCUGUGUUAUGGGGUCGGCGAGGCAGGACUGACCCCCAUGGAGCUAAUGAGGCCCAUUGUUGGGAAGCACGCACAUUCUCCUCGAAAACAGACACAGGUCAACCCGUGUUACGGGGUCUGCGAGGCAGGACUGACCCCCAUGGAGCUGAUGAGGCCCAUUGUUGGGAAGCACACACAUUCUCCUCGAAAACAGACACAGGUCAACCCGUGUUACGGGGUCCGCGAGGCAGGCCUGACCCCCAUGGAGCUGAUGAGGCCGAGUGUCGGGAAGCACGCAUAUUCUCCUCGAAAACAGACACAGGUCAACCUGCGUUACAGGGUCGGCAAGGUCAUCAGAUAACCCCACAGUGUCUAAUACUGUAACUACAUGCCUGCCUAAAAUGACCUGGCACACCGUAGGUGCACACAAGAUUCUACAUAGUGAAAAUACAUAGACAAUUGUUGCUAAUUUUUGAUCCUGGAAGAUCCACUGGAUCGAUACUUUAGAAGAGGAU